AAUUGGAAAAAAUUUCAAACACGAAUGUCACGGGGAUGGGGAACCAAGUUCAUCCAGUUCAACCGCCUCAGCUACUAUAAGGUCCAAAACAAAGAUCCCCAUCUCCUGUCUCUCAAUAUAAACAUAACGUUUCCAUUGAGUUUGCCUCGGCCCUUAUCGACUCGCAUAAUGUUUUGUUUGUCGAAACGAAUGUUAAGGUUGAGAAUUAUCGCAUUCGAGCUCGGGAUAUGACAGUCAUUGUUUUUUCUCUCGAUCGGUGUGCUCCGAUUCAUUUUAUGCAGUCGCAUCUCGAAGUUUGCUAUUUGCUGUAUUUUGUCAAUUGUUUUUGCUCGUUCGAAGCUUCGUGGGUAGGCUUAUGUCUGUGUACAUAGAGAUCUGGUGUUGUAUCAAAGAGGAUUUUGCAAAGGUUUAAAGGAAACUGCAUAAAAAGGAAAAAAAAUAGAAGAAACAACGCUAAAAUGGAAGCAAGCGUCGCAGUACAGGGACAAAAUCCAAACAACCUUGAAAAUGACAAUGUUGGCAGUUGCUUGUUGCUCCGCUAUGCCAGCCAGAAUUCUCUCGAUGAGAGUUCCCAAAAGCAUGUACCGCGAGAAAGUGGGAAGGAUAAACCGCCCUAUAGGAAUCAUCAUCAUACAAACAGGGCAUUUGAUGUCAUGAAUGCCAUGAGAAAGCAGAAUUUUUUGUGCGACGUAACUCUCAUGGCGGAUGGAGGGAGCGAUGUUCCUGCUCAUAAAAUGGUCCUUGCUGCCUGCAGUCCAUAUUUUUAUGCUAUGUUCACGAGUUUCGAAGAGCGAGAUCAGCAGCGAAUAAAGCUGCAAGGUGUCGAUCAUUCCGCGCUUGAAUUAUUGGUCGACUACGUUUAUUCCGCAGAGGUUCAUGUUACUGAGGAAAAUGUACAAGUUUUAUUACCUGCUGCAAACCUCCUUCAACUCACCGAUGUCAGAGAUGCUUGCUGCGACUUUCUGCAAGCUCAAUUACAUCCCUCAAAUUGUUUAGGGAUCAGAGCCUUUGCUGACCUUCACGGAUGUCUGGAACUACUCUCGCACGCUGACAGCUACAUCGAACAACAUUUUUCUGAGGUUGUUGAGGGUGAAGAAUUUUUAACACUGGCUCCGCAACAAGUGGCUGCUCUUAUAUGUAGUGAUCGUUUGACCGUUCCAUCAGAGGAGAAAGUUUUUGAAUGUGUCAUUUCGUGGGUACAUUCGGAUUUAGAAAAGCGUCAAAGCUUUUUAGCACAAUUGAUGGAACACGUGAGAUUACCGUUAUUGUCACAGGAUUAUCUCGUUCAGCGAGUCGAGGAGGAACCUCUACUGAAAGCUAACUUGCAGUGCAAAGAUUUUCUCAUCGAAGCUCUGAAGUAUCAUUUGCUCAAGGGAGAGCAGAAAUCUUUGUUCAAAUCACCUCGAACGAAACCACGACAACCGCGUGGUUUGCCAAAGGUAUUACUGGUUGUCGGUGGUCAAGCUCCAAAAGCUAUAAGAAGUGUGGAAUGUUACGAUUUUAAGGAAGAACAAUGGUAUCAAGUUUCUGAAUUGCCGACACGUCGAUGCCGAGCUGGAUUGUCGGUCUUGGGUGGCCGGGUUUACGCCGUCGGUGGUUUUAAUGGAUCUCUGAGAGUACGAACAGUUGACGUUUAUGACGCGUCUGCCGAUCAGUGGUCAGCAUGUUCAGGGAUGGCGGCGAGAAGAUCGACUUUGGGAGUCGCCGUACUCGGCAACUGCAUUUAUGCCGUCGGGGGUUUUGACGGUUCGACGGGUUUGAAUUCUGCCGAAGUUUACGAUCCCCGUACCCAUGAGUGGCGCGACAUUUCGCCGAUGUCUACGAGACGCAGUAGCGUCGGCGUUGGCGUCGUAAAAGGACUUCUUUAUGCGGUUGGUGGUUACGACGGUGCUUCAAGACAGUGUCUUUCGAGCGUAGAGUGUUAUAAUCCAGAAAAAGAUAAGUGGAAACCAGUACCGGAGAUGUCGGCAAGACGAAGUGGCGCCGGUGUUGGCGUGCUCGAUGGAAUUUUGUACGCUGUUGGUGGACACGAUGGUCCGUUGGUGAGAAAAAGCGUCGAAGCUUUUAAUCCUGAUACCAACCAGUGGACUUCGGUCAGCGACAUGGCUCUGUGUCGCAGAAACGCUGGUGUCGUAGCACUGAACGGUCUGUUAUACGUGGUCGGUGGCGACGAUGGCUCGUCGAAUUUGGCUUCAGUAGAGGUAUAUUCACCACGAACGGAUACUUGGACGACAUUGCCGAGUUCUAUGGGAAUCGGUCGAAGUUAUGCAGGCGUGGCGAUAAUCGACAAGCCACAAGCGCCGCCGGCGACGAUGUGA
Molecule: messenger RNA, 2318 nt
Organism: Venturia canescens
Lineage: Eukaryota; Metazoa; Arthropoda; Insecta; Hymenoptera; Ichneumonidae
Gene: kel
Product: kelch protein
Exons: 9
Coding region: 459-2318 (619 amino acids)
Molecular function (GO): protein binding
Source: RefSeq, a predicted model, not a curated record